Molecule: messenger RNA, 449 nt
Organism: Uranotaenia lowii
Lineage: Eukaryota; Metazoa; Arthropoda; Insecta; Diptera; Culicidae
Product: signal peptidase complex subunit 3-like
Exons: 3
Coding region: 1-357 (118 amino acids)
Biological process (GO): protein targeting to ER
Cellular component (GO): membrane; signal peptidase complex
Source: RefSeq, a predicted model, not a curated record
AUGCGAUCGCGCAUUCGAACGAUCGCCCUCAAGUGGGUCAUAGAACGAUCGCUUUGUGUUGUGAUUCGAGUUUCGAUUAAAUCUGGCAGCAACGUUCCAGACUUCAGCGCGACGUUCCUGACGUUCGAUUUCAAUGCCGAUCUGAAUACAUUGUUCAACUGGAGUGUGAAGCAGCUAUUUCUGUAUCUGGCGAUCGAAUACCAGACGGAACUGAACGAGCUCAAUCAGGUGGACAAAGUCAUCCUGCGAAGCGAAAACGGUCUGCUGGACUUCAAGAACAUGAUCAACAAGUACUACUUCUGGGACGAUGGCAAUGGUUUGAAGGGGCACCAGAACGUGACGACGACCCUUUCCUAGAACAUCGUUCCAAAUGCAAGACUGCUUCCGAAUGUUUUUGCUCGCAGACAUCAUUCGCUCAAUUUCUCGGAAACCUACAAGCCGCCGCCUGU